Molecule: messenger RNA, 4333 nt
Organism: Python bivittatus (Burmese python)
Lineage: Eukaryota; Metazoa; Chordata; Lepidosauria; Squamata; Pythonidae
Source: RefSeq, a predicted model, not a curated record
CCGGGAAAAGCGCAUUCCAUCUGGGAGGGGGAGAGGGAAAUUGCAGUCCCCGGUCCGCUUGGACGAGCCCCAGACCUUGCAGAGCAACCGCAGACCCCUGUCGCCUCCGGCAGGCUCGCAGCUCCUCCGCCCUCGCCUGCCCGCCCCCCAUAACCACCCUGCGAUCUUCAUGAGCGGCUGAGAAGUUCCCGCAGCGCCUUCCCGCGACCUCCGGCCUCCCCGUCCCGUCCCGUCCCGUCCCGCGCCGCCCGGGACGCGGCUGCCUCCUCCGGCCCCCAGCAGCACCUGCUAACGCGCAGACCGGUGGCCCUGGGCGGCAUCGGCGGCGGAGCCCCGCUGACCCUGCCGCGUCCUCCCCUCGGGCUGGGCUGCCGCCCCUGCUGGGUCACCCUCAGCCCCCUCCCGAGACGAGCGCCGCGGAGACCGCGGGAGGCUCGAAGGCAGGGCAAACCGGUCCUUGCAGCAUCGGGAGAGGAGGAGGAGGAGGAGGAGGGGGAAGCGGGGCAGCAGAGAGAGCCCUUUCUCCGGCGAGCUCCGACGCCCCCGGGCGCCUCCCCACCCCAGCCGGCGCGGCCGCACCCGUCGCAGCUUGUCCGGUGCCCGAGAGGGCGUCCUGGGCUGGGCACCCUCGGCUGCGAAAGGACCCGCCUCGUCGCCGCGGAACAUGACGGCCACGCUGAGGAUUCCCGUGGCCGUUUGCCUAAUGCUGGGGCUUCAAGCUCUUGCAAAACAAGAAAGGCUUAUGAAACCUGAACUGAACAUCAACCGUGACUAUGUUAUAGUUGAAGCUGGAGAUUCGUUCAGCAUAACUUGCAGGGGCUCCCUUGGCUUGAAGUGGCUAGCUGGAAAUGGCCAGAACACCAACAGCAAGCGGUGGCACGUUCACAAGCAAAAUUGCUCGGACAAGUCAUGGCAUUCCUGCAGCACUCUCGGAGUCAACCGAGCUGUCGCCAGUGACACAGGCUAUUUCACCUGCUAUUAUGGCCACCUCCCCUUCGCUGAGGAACUGAAAGCCAAGUUAUAUGUCUUCGUUAAAGAUCAGUCAGAGCCUUUUGUGCAGCCCCACACAAAUUAUCCAGAUUUCAUCUAUGUGCAGAAUAUUACAGGGGUGAUCAAUGUGCCAUGUCGUGUCACCUCCCCAGAGAUCAAGCCAGAACUGCUGAUGCAUCUUUCCCCCAGUUCUUUCACCUAUGAGAAGAAGGAAUGGGACCCAAAGAAAGGAUUCCUUAUCACUUCACCCUCCUUUGAGUUCUUUAGUAGCAUGCUCAAAUGCAUUGCUACAGUCAACGGGAAGGAACAUGCCACUUACUACCUACCACAGAAAGUGGUGAACAGGGUUUGGAACCUGACUGUGAAAGCAGCUCCCAAAAAACUUCUGGUUGGAGAAACCCUCAACUUGAAAUGCAAAGCAGAGACUUACGUAAAUGGACGGAUAGCACUUAUAUGGAAAUUUCCAGGAAAGAGAGAACCAAGGCCAAUAAAGAAUAUUGUCCGGGGAACCACCUUUGUCAAAGUCUCUAGUAAUGUAACUAUCAUGAAUGUUACAAUGGAGGAUAAAGGGCAUUAUAUAUGCGAAGCAAUCAAUACAUCCGAAGGAGUCAUGGAAGUCAAUACUACAGUCAUAAUAUACAAACAAGCUUUCAUUAAUUUUGCCAAAAAGAAACAACAACUGUAUUAUGAGGCCCAUGAAGGGCAAAAAGUACUGAAGCUGGUUUGGAAGGCUGAUGCUUUUCCUCCUCCUGAUGUGACUUGGUACAAAGAUGGCAACCUGACCAAAGCGAGUGACUGCUAUGAAUUAGACCCUGUGAGGUACAGGAUAAUCAUCAGGGAUGUGAGACCGAAGCAUGCUGGGAACUUUACCCUACAUUUGAAGAACACGAAGUAUGGCCUCUAUAAAAACCUCACCAUCCAACUUGUUGUCCUUGAGAGACCCCACAUUUAUGAAAAGGAGACUGACUUUACCAGUACUGAGCUGGUCACCAAAGGAAGAGAGUAUAGCCUUCACUGCACAGCAAGUGGAUGGCCUCUUCCUUCCAUACACUGGGAGUGGGAGCCAUGUAACCAUGCAGAUAACCAAUGCAACCAACGUGGGGAAAAAAUCAAGGUGCAGGAAAACGUCAGCCAUGAAACUCCAUAUUUAGCCAACAGGAUCAAGGACAUCAAAAAUAUGCAGUUAACACAUGGCAAUAUGUUAAAGGUCUUAAGCACUCUGAUCACAACAGCAAGCAAUGUUUCGGGAAUCUAUUACUGUGUGGCUUCCAACAAGGUGGGCAUUGAAGAAAGGAGCAUCAGGUUCUAUAUCACAGACAUGCAAUCCAGUCUGGAGGCAGAUCCACAAAUGACAGCUAUUGUGACCAGCCGUGUGCAGAUGACCUGCAAGUGCUCCAAGUACCUUUAUGAUCACCUCACCUGGUAUGACCCCAACUUGCAGGAAGUCCCAAAAGCUCUCACCCAGGAGAAAGUGGACAACUAUUCCAUCUCCUUAGUGCUGGACAUUCAUAAUGUCUCACAGGCUCAUGCAGGGCUCUACAGGUGCCGAGCUUCAAGCUACCGGAACAUCACCAAGCAGCUGGAGAAAAGUACUUUGCUGAGCAUCAAAUUUAAGACGGUGCCUUACAUUAUGGAGAACUUUACCGACUUGGAGGUUAAUGUGAGUGGGACCAUUGUUUUGGAGUGCAAAGUCAACGGGACCCCCAAACCUGCUAUUGCUUGGCUGAAAAAUGGGCACCGCAUUGCCCCUGCUUCCGGAAUUUCCAUGGAAAACAACACUUUGGUGAUUGAACGAGUGAAAAAGGAUGAUGAGGGUCAUUAUGAAUGCCAAGCUAUCAACGAGAUGGGUCAAGACAGUACCCGGGCGUUUAUUAAAAUAGAAGGCUCUGAAGAAAAGUCCAACAUAGAAGUGAUCAUCUUGGUUUGCACUGGUUUAGCAGCCACUCUCUUUUGGCUCCUUCUGACCCUCUUCAUACGGAAACUCAGAAAACCGGAUGCCACAGAUAUUAAAACCGGAUAUUUGUCCAUCAUAAUGGAUCCAGAGGAGAUGCCCCUCGAUGAGCAGUGUGAACGUCUUCCUUACGACAGCAACAAAUGGGAAUUCCCAAGGGACAGACUGCGGCUGGGUAAAACUCUGGGUCAUGGUGCUUUUGGGAAAGUGGUGGAAGCAUCUGCUUUUGGCAUAGAUAAAUCUUCAACCUGCAAAACAGUGGCUGUUAAAAUGCUUAAAGAGUGUGCAACGACCAAUGAAUGCAAGGCUCUGAUGUCGGAACUGAAGAUCCUGAUCCAUAUUGGACACCAUCUAAAUGUGGUCAACCUAUUGGGGGCGUGUACCAAGCCGGGAGGUCCUUUGAUGGUCAUAGUAGAAUAUUGCAAGUAUGGAAAUCUGUCUAAUUAUCUGCGAGGAAAACGAGGUGAUUUCAUUGUAUGCAAGCCACCAGAAAAUUCAGAUUGCUCAGAGAAAGGAUUGAAGGAGUCUAUCAGUGACUUAACAGAGCUGAUUAAGCGGCGUCUUGAAAGUGUGGCCAGCACUGGUAGUUCUGCCAGCUCUGGGUUCAUUGAAGACAAAAGCUACACAGAUUCAGAAGAAGAAGAAGAAGAUACUGAAGAUCUUUAUAAGCGACCUCUGACCUUGGAGGACCUGAUUUGCUACAGCUUCCAGGUGGCUAAAGGCAUGGAGUUUCUGGCCUCAAGAAAAUGCAUACAUAGAGACCUGGCAGCCAGGAACAUUCUUCUUUCUCAAAACAACGUGGUGAAGAUUUGCGAUUUUGGAUUGGCCAGAGAUAUAUACAAAGAUCCUGAUUAUGUGCGGAAAGGCGAUGCCAGGCUUCCCCUGAAAUGGAUGGCUCCAGAAGCAAUUUUUGACAAAAUUUACACAACUCAGAGUGAUGUCUGGUCUUUCGGUGUGUUGCUGUGGGAAAUAUUUUCCCUAGGGGCUUCUCCAUAUCCGGGGGUCCAUAUUGAUGAGGACUUUUGCCGACGUCUCAAAGAAGGAACACGGAUGAGGUCUCCAGAAUAUUCCACUCCAGAAAUCUACCAGACCAUGCUGGAUUGCUGGCACAGUGUCCCAACAGAGAGGCCCACUUUUACUAACCUUGUGGAACGUUUAGGGGAUCUACUCCAAGCAAAUGUGCAGCAGGAUGGGAAAGACUAUAUCCCACUGAACAUUACCCUGUGUCCUGAUGGAGAGUCCAUCCCCAAGAUCUGCCUCUUGGAGGAGAAUGUGAGCAACUUCAUUCAUCGCUGGAGUGCUGUGGAAGCAAGCAUUAACUCCAAGAACCGCCCACUCAGUGUAAAGACAUUUGAUGAGGUGCCUGUAGGGAAAGAGAAGAUGAUCCAUGAG